Molecule: messenger RNA, 990 nt
Organism: Trichoderma aggressivum f. europaeum
Lineage: Eukaryota; Fungi; Ascomycota; Sordariomycetes; Hypocreales; Hypocreaceae
Exons: 1
Coding region: 1-990 (329 amino acids)
Source: RefSeq, a predicted model, not a curated record
AUGGCCAUGGCAGCCAACCUCGUGUCGCAGGGCCGCGUCCACGACCCCCAGACGCACAUCGUCAUGUACGUCUUCUUCAGCCUGGCCCUCUACAACGUCGGCGAGCUCGUCUGCCACGUCGCCGUCACCUUCAAGCGCUUCCGCGGCCUCUACUGCUGGAGCUUCCUCGUGGCCACCUGCGGCAUCGCCCUCAACGCCGUGGGCUUCCUGCUCCGCAGCAUGGGCGCCUCGCUGUCCCUGUCGACGUACGUCUACUCGGCGCUGGGCAUCGUCGGCUGGGCGGCCAUGGUCACGGGCCAGUCGCUCGUGCUGUACUCGCGGCUGCACAUCAUCCUGCCUCGCCAAGGGCUGAUCCGCGGCGUCCUCAUCAUGAUUGUCGUCAAUUCCGUCUGGCUGCUGGUGCCCACGACGGUGCUGCUGUUCCUCUGCAACUCGCCCAGCGCCGCGCGGUACCAGGUGCCGUACUUCAUCUUUGAGAGGGUCCAGUUGACCGUCUUCUUCGUCCAAGAGGUCAUCAUCUCGGUGCUGUACAUCCACGAGACGUACAGGAUCCUGCGCAGCUACAGGGGCCUCGUGACGGGCGCAAACCGGACCACCAUGGUGCAUCUCAUCCUCAUCAACUUCGUCAUCAUCGCCCUCGACGCCAGCGUCCUGAUCCUGCAGUACACCAACCACUACGACCUCCAGACGGCGUGGAAGCCCUUCGUCUACAGCAUCAAGCUGAAGAUGGAGUUUAGCGUCCUCAACCGCCUCGUCGAGCUCUCUCAGUACAUGCGCCGCAACAGGGGCCUCGCCCUCAUCGACACUCCGGCCGUUGGCGCCGCGGCGCUGCCGUUGGGCACAGUUGCCGCUGAUGACGGCCGCAUCAUUUCGAGGAGGAGGAGCCUCCCCGACGGAUCUGCCUUUUCGACGGUUACGUCAAGCGUUGGGCUGAAAGCGCCGCCAAGUCGGCCUGAACCAUCUGUUUCGGUAUCACGGCUGCAAGUAUAA